CGUCGACCAGGAAAACGCAACGUUAUGCUGGCAGUCGUGUACACUACUGUCUGCUGAGUGGGUGUGUAGGUCAACAUGUCUGUCGAUAAAGUUCGUGCUAAUAGGUGUGUAAGCGGGGCGCUGCUGGCUGUGUUUUGCGUCUUUGGCUUCGUUCUCAUCCUUCAGGUGGCGGCCAUGAUCUUCGGGCCCUCCAAGUCCGCCUGUACCAAGCAAGUAUGCCUGGCAAAGUUCUUGGAGGGUCCCCCUGCCUUCAACAACGAAGUGAUGGCCAGCUACCUAAAGAAGAACUACUUCCUCCCUCCCGCUACCAGCCAAUACAACCUGUCCGGACAUGACGGCGCCACCGACACUUUCAACGCCCUCGUUCUGUUCAUCAAAGAAUAUUUCAAGAACAAGCGAGGCGGGGUGUUUGUUGACGUUGGCGCCGGGGACGGAGAGUAUCGUUCCAUCACGCUGCAGCUGGAGAAGUCCCUGGGGUGGACGGGGCUGCUGGUGGAGCCCAACGAGCGCCUCUACAAGAAGCUGCUCAAGAAGGGUCGCAAGGCCCAGCUGACCAAGACUUGUGUCUCGCCCUACACCUACCCAGCUAUGAUGACGCUGUCACACCCGAGGGUGGAGGAGGGGGCCAGCCACGAGGUGGAGACACUCGGCAAGGGCAAGAUAGAACAGUUCUGGACCAAGGAUGAAAAUGCAGAACACGAAAAGUUCGAGGCGCAGUGCGUGCCGUUCGAGAACCUGGUGUACGCCGCCGGGAUCACCACGACCAUCGACCUGCUGGUGCUCGACAUGAGCAGCACCGACCUCGAAGUUCUCAUCAACACCAAGCUCGACUCCCUCCCGGAGUUAGAGAUGCUGGUAAUCUACGCCAACGGGGUCAACAUCGGGAGCGAGAUCGGGGGCUACUUCAUGGAGAUGAACUUGGUGGUCAAGAGAGUCUUCGGCCAGACCUCGGCGAAUGCUGCCUACGUUCUCGUUAAGUUCGAUGGUAAAAGAGACCUGUAAUGGAGUCAUUCUGGCUAGGGCGAGUGUUGGCGUGGCAACUCUCCUCCCUGUUCUCUUCUCUAGUGAUCUCUAGUGCUACACUGACCUCGUCUGUGAUGCUGCUCUGACUCUCCUGGGAUUCACUGCACCUGGAACACUGAGGUGGGGUCGGAGGGAGUAUCAGGGUAUGAGCUCGAGGUUCUCAUUUGCCCCUGCAUAUAUAUUUCCCUAAAUAUAGGGAAAUUUGUAGGGAAUAAAGGGUUUUGUAUUGUUUGUAGGGAACAAGCUUCCCCGACUGGGUUCCACCAUUCAGCUCUGGGUCGUCUGAUACAAUAACCUGUAUCAUAUCUUGAAGCUGAGAAUAGAGUAAGUCAUUUCUAUUUCACAUUUUAUUCCACCUACUAUUAUAUUUAGACGUUUCAUCGCUGGGGGUGAUUAUUCUAGCGCCUGCCUUACAUAGUACACAAUGAUGAGGACGUCUUGUCCAUGUGCCCAAAGGCUGCUGGGAUGGUCGCCAGUUUCGUGUAUGACGCUGCUUAUAUUCCGUUAAUGUGUGCUCCUGGCGAGAGGCGUGUGCUGGCAUGCCCAACAUGGCCACUUUCACGAACGUCUUAUAUUAGUCGUUAUAACUCGGUCAAUUGUUUUCUCUCUAUUUACUUUCUCCAUCUGUGGUCUCUGUUUUUCUGUCUUUUUUUCUCAGAUUGUCUUUUUGUCUCUUUUUCCACUCCCCCCCCUCAUUUUAUUUGUGUCUUUGUUUCAUCUGAAUGCUAUGAUCUGUUUACAUAGAUCUGUGUUUACAAUGUGUCUCUGUUGAUGUGGAUUUUUUUUUCUCCUGUAUGUUCCGACUGUCAGUCCG
This is a messenger RNA of Procambarus clarkii (red swamp crayfish), 1837 nucleotides long. RefSeq lists its product as uncharacterized. The record is from RefSeq and is a predicted model, not a curated record. NCBI's taxonomy places the organism in Eukaryota, Metazoa, Arthropoda, Malacostraca, Decapoda, Cambaridae.